This is a messenger RNA of Nerophis ophidion (straightnose pipefish), 2642 nucleotides long. Its product is annotated as gastrula zinc finger protein XlCGF57.1-like. Gene Ontology annotation, molecular function: DNA-binding transcription factor activity; RNA polymerase II cis-regulatory region sequence-specific DNA binding. The record is from RefSeq and is a predicted model, not a curated record. NCBI's taxonomy places the organism in Eukaryota, Metazoa, Chordata, Actinopteri, Syngnathiformes, Syngnathidae. The transcript has 2 exons. The coding region runs from base 332 to 1954 and encodes 540 amino acids. Gene Ontology annotation, biological process: regulation of transcription by RNA polymerase II.
UGACGUCCGGUGCGCGCAUGCGUAGAAUGAUCGGUUGACAAAGCAAGAUGGCGUCUGACGGAGAAGGCCUAAACGCGGGCAUUAUAUUUCUGUAUUCUUACAUAUAUGUUGUUUAAUAGAGUACACACGGUUAAUAAUUGUUUGUAGCCGGAUACAUUCGUCUGAGCGCACUUUGACACUUCUCCUGUUUGAUAGCUUCACUUAAGGUAGCUUGCAGCUAGUUUAGCUGGCUAGUUAGCUUAGCUUGUUAGCUGCUAACAAAGAGACGCGGAAGUUAUUUAAACAUCGCUAAGUAGGGAACUAAUGUGAGUGUAAAGUGUGGGAAAGAACGAUGGCAAAGUACGGGGAGGAACUUUGUCCAACAAAAGAGGAGAAGGAGCGACAUCAACUACAGGAUCUUUAUUAUGAGAAACAUCAUGAAGUUGUGUUACACAGAACAGACGUCUGUGAAGAACAACUUCUGCCUGAAAAACAGGAGUGUAGCUUCAGGAUGGUGAAGGAGGAUCCAUCAAAGAAGAAGAUCCGGUGUCACGGACCCUCUGGUGCCUCCUUUUCCUUUUUGACACAGACUCCUCCCUGUAAAAAUGAAGAGGAAGACUCACCGACGCCCCACAUUAAAGAGGAAGAGGAGGAACACAGUGUCAGGAGGGAGGGAGAGCAUUUUGAAGAACUGAUGGAGUUCCCAGUGACUGGUGUCCCUGUGAAGAGUGAAGGUUAUGAGGUCAAAGGUGAAGGUGAGGAGAGGGGAGGGGGGGAGCCUCCAAGCAGCAGCUCAACACAACACAUGACAACAGAAGCUGAUGGAGACCACUGUGGAAGAUCACAAGCAGACAAGCUCUUAGCUCCACUAUCAGAUAGUGAGGACACAACGUCACACUCUCCUGACACUGAUGAUGAAGACUCUAAAGAUGAUAAGACAUGUCACACUGACAACACUCACUUGAAAUGUUCUCUCUGUGACAAAAUAUUUAAAUACCAUUGUCGUCUGAAAACACACAUGAGAACACACACUGGAAAGAAACCUUUUUCUUGUUCAAUCUGUGGCUUAUCUUUUACAAGGAAGGAAAAUAUGAAAGAGCACACAAGAACACAUAAAGUAGAAAAAACUUAUGCGUGUCAUGUGUGUGAUUCAAGGUAUGUACGAAGUCAAGGUUUGAAAGAACACCUGAAAAGACACACUGGGGAAAACCUUCUUAAGUGUUUUGUGUGUAAUUCAAGUUUUGUCCAAGGUGAUCAUUUGAAAAGACACAUGAGAACACACACAGGAGAAAAACCUUUUACCUGUUCACUCUGUAGUAAAGGUUUUGCACAAAGUCAAAAUUUGAAAGUACACAUGAGAAAACACACUGGUGAAAAGCCUUUUUCCUGUUCAAGCUGUGACUCAUCUUUUACAAGGAAUGAAUAUUUGAAAGUGCACAUGAGAACACACACUGGUGAAAAACCCUUUUUCUGUUCAGAAUGUGGUAAAGGUUUUACAAAAAAAAAUGUGUUAAACGUACACAUGCUAAUACAUACUGGAGAAAAACCUUUUACUUGUUCAAUAUGUGGCAAAAGUUUUACACACUGUCAGAGUUUGAAAAAACACACACUUUUACACACUGGUGAAAAACCUUUUAUUUGUUCAAUCUGUAGUAAAGGUUUUGUACAGAGUAACAAUUUGAAAGUACACAUGAAAACACACACUGGUGAAAAACCUUUUUGCUGUUUAGUCUGUGGUAAAGGUUUUGCACAAAGUCAAAAUUUAAAAAAGCACAUAAGAACACACACUGGUGAAAAAUCACAUUCAUGUUCAAUCUGCAACAUGAGCUUUUGUGAACGAUCAACCCUUAGAACACACAUGAAAAGACACCCAGAAGAGAAAGUGUUGAGUUGCAGUGUGUGUGGUGAAAGAUUCUCUUAUAAGUACCAGUGUAAGAAACACAAGUGUGCUGGUGAGAACAGCAGCAGCAAAUGAAACUGCAGGAUUUAAAAUAAACUGUCAAGACUUUAAUUUUGACUUUCUAACAACAUCAGCACAUGUAACAUGUGUGACAUUGUUGUUUGUGUAACAAUGUUUUUAACAUGCUUCUACAUUUAUAGAUUAGAUUUUUUAUAUUAGUAUUUAUAUAUUAAUGUAUAUACUUGUUUUCAAUCAAGUAUAUACAUUAAUAUGCAACAUUGUGUACUUUCAUUAAAAAUUGAACAGAUCAAUUUGGCUGAAACGGUGAGAGUAAACAGUACAAGACAUACAAUAAACAUUUUAUGUGUAUAUUUAUAUAUUCAUCAGACAAUUUUAGACUAAUUCAUAAUACUGUUUUUAUAGGUGCUUGAAAUAUUGAAGUGUGACAAAUUUGUAUUUCUAAUUGUUAAACAUCCCAUAGAUUAGCACCUUUAUAUGAUAUACAAAUUUACUGGUUUACAUCUGAAACAUCUUCUGGACCACUUCAGGAAAUAUGUUAUUAUUUACUUUAUACAUCAUUUGAACAGUUGUCUUUUAUAAAAUUUUAAAAUGUGUGACUUUAUUAAUUAUUUGUUGGGUCUCUAUACCAUUGUAUCAAUUAUCUUUAGCACUCUCUUUUGUAAUAUGAUGAUUGUGUUGUGAUUGUUUUAUAUGUAUGUCCCCAGACCUUUAUGCAAUAUUAAAGUGAGAGAAAAUGGCCGAA